This is a messenger RNA of Raphanus sativus (radish), 1096 nucleotides long. RefSeq names its product probable complex I intermediate-associated protein 30. Gene Ontology annotation, cellular component: mitochondrion. The coding region runs from base 220 to 906 and encodes 228 amino acids. The transcript has 8 exons. Lineage: Eukaryota; Viridiplantae; Streptophyta; Magnoliopsida; Brassicales; Brassicaceae. Gene Ontology annotation, biological process: mitochondrial respiratory chain complex I assembly; mitochondrial electron transport, NADH to ubiquinone. The record is from RefSeq and is a predicted model, not a curated record.
GGCCUCAUGGGCCAAAAUAAUACAGUGAAAUGAAUAAACACCCGUCAAGGAAACGGGAGUGGGUAUCGGUGGCCGACGUUGCCCAGUAAUUGUGAAACGGCGGUGACGGUUUAAUUAGUGGAGUGUGUGUCUUGUCUGUACAUAAAGAAAAAAACUAAGGGUUUUCCUCUAUUGCCAUUUGGGAAAGAAGUUGACCCUCCAGUCAGGAGGUUUAGAAGAAUGUCACGGUUCAGAUCAUUGUGGCAAGCCUCGGUGAAUGCAACAAAGAAAGCUCUAACGUGGGAGCUCGAGGAAAUGGUACCGCCUGCGGAGAAGUGUAUAUUCAAGUUCAGUUCAAAAGAAGACCUGAAGAGAUGGCACCUGUAUUCUGAUUUUGAAUAUGGAGGAUUAUCUUCGGCUUCGUUGGAGAUUAAAGAUGGAGGAAAUGGAUCAGAUUGCACUGGUGUUUUCUCUGGGAACCUCUCUACGGAGAUGAACGAAGGUUCAAAGUUGAGUAUUAACCGGAGUGGUUUCUGUGGAAUGCGCUCAAAGAAGUUUGAUGGCUUUAUUGAUCUCGACGGGUAUGAUUCAAUAGCCAUGAGGCUUAAAGGAGAUGGAAGAUGCUACAUAUCUACGAUAUAUACAGAGAAUUGGGUAAACUCGCCAGGACAAGCAGAAGAUAACUCAUGGCAAGCUUUUGUUUUUGCUCCAAAGGGAAACUGGUAUACAGCUAAGGUUCCUUUAACACGCUACUUGCCAACAUGGAAAGGAAACGUGAUUGAUGCAGACAUGGAGAUGAACCCUGGUCGUGUUGUGGGUAUGUCUCUAUCAGUUAACUCACAAGGAGGUGGUUUUAUUGGAGCUAAACUAGGCGCAGGCGAUUUCAGAGUCGAAAUUGACUGGAUCAAUGCAUUGAGAAUGCCAUGAUGAAUGAUGCCGACAAAAAGAAACUCAUGUUCUCUGGUUUGGUUCACUUGUAAAACCGGGAAUUGAGUUAACCGGAUCCAAAUUGGUGGACAAAAGAAAAACGUUUGUGAAAUGACACUUGCAGCAAGUUGUCUUGGCUGUAAUAGAACAAAAAGUCAAUGAAUAAAAUUACAUGGGCCAUAUUAAGCAA